AUGGAGUCAAAAGAAGAUGUCAAAGUUAUUGAAGAAACCACCACAACAACAACUACAAUUGAAACUAAACCAGAGACAGCAGAAACUAAUACUGCUACUACUGUAGAACCAACACCAACAACUACUACAACUACAACUACUACUACUACAACCACUACAACAGAAGCACAACCAACAACACCAACAUCAACAACAGGAAAUGUUAAAAAAGGACCAAUUAAAACAAUUCCAAUGCCUAGUACAGUUAUGGAAGCUUUAGAAUAUACAUCUAAUAAACAUCCAAAUUUAAUGGCAAUGAGAGUUAAACGUGAUAACGUUUGGAAGGGUUGGACAUGGCAACAAUAUAGAAAUGAAGUAUUGAUGGCAGGUAAAUCAAUUCUUUCAUUAGGUGUUCAUUCAAGAAGUGGUGUUAAUAUUAUUGGUUUCAAUUCACCAGAAUGGCAUAUUGCAUAUUUAGGUGCAAUUCAUUGUAAUGCUUUACCAACUGGUGUCUAUACAACUUCAUCACCAAGUCAAUGUGAAUAUUUUGCAACUCAUUCCGAUGCUCAAAUUGUAUUUUGUGAAGAUGUCACCCAAUUAAAUAAAUAUAUUAGUAUUAGAGAUAAAUUACCAAACAUUAAAGCUUGUAUUAUUAUGGAUCCAGUACCAGGUCAAGUUGAUGAAUCAUCUGGUAAAGAAUCUGAAACCACCACUGCUGAUGCUGGUUCAUCAAAAGCAGCAACAACAACAGUUACACCUGCAACAAUGGCACAUAGAUAUCAAGGAUUUGUUUAUACUUGGGAACAAUUUAUGGAAUUAGGUAAAAAUAUUGAAAAUAGUGAAUUAGAAAAACAUUCAAAAUUAAUUAAACCAAAUGAUUUAGCAACUCUUAUCUAUACAAGUGGUACAACAAGUUUACCAAAAGGUGUUAUGUUAACUCAUUCCAAUGUACUCUGGACAGUUCAUACAAUUGGUUAUGAUGUUGUAAACAUUGAUGCACCUCAUACUGAAAGAAUCAUUAGUUAUUUACCAUUAUCACAUAUUGCUGAACAAAUCGUUUCUUUAUAUGCUCCAAUAGUUUUUGGUUUUCCAGUUAGUUUUGCUGAAAAAACUGCUUUAAGUGGUACAUUAUUAGAUACUUUACAAGAAGUUAGACCAACAAUUUUCUUUGGUGUACCAAGAGUUUGGGAAAAAAUUCAAGUUAAAAUUCAAUCACUUUUAGCUCAAAAAGGUGGUAUUGGUAAAAAGAUUGUAUCUUGGGCACAAAAGAAAGGUGUUGAAGGUGGUUAUAAGAUUCAAAAAGGUGAAAAGAGACCAAUGGGAUAUGGUAUUGCAAAUGCAUUAGUUUUUAAGAAAGUUAUUAAGAAUUUAGGUUUAGAACAAUGUAAAUUAUUAGCAUCAGCAGCUGCACCAAUUUCAAUUGAUACUUUAGAGUUUUUCUUGGGUUUAGGUAUUACAGUUUGUGAAGCCUAUGGUAUGAGUGAACUUAGUGGUCCACAAAGUGUUGGUUAUCCACUCAAUCGUACAGGUUCAGUUGGUAAAACAAUGCAAGGUAGUGAAGUGAUUGUCGAUAGUGAUGGUGAAAUCUUGGUUAGAGGUCCAAACUGUUUUGUUGGUUAUUAUAAGAAUGAUGAGGCCUCAAAGGAAACCAUUGAUAAAGAUGGUUGGGUUCAUACUGGUGAUGUCGGUCAUAUCGAUAAGGAUGGUUUCAUUUUCAUCACCGAUAGAAAGAAAGAGUUAAUCAUUACAGCAGGUGGUGAAAAUAUUUCACCAACCUUGAUUGAAGGUUUCAUUCGUCAAAUCAUUGGUGUUGAACAAGCCGUAGUAAUUGGUGAUCGUCAAAAAUAUUUAGUUGCUUUGGUCACUGUCAAUGCUGAUUUAUUCAAGUUAUUACCAGGUCAAGGUUACACUCAUCCAUUACCAAAAUCAAUGGAAGAAGCUUCAACAGAUAAACAUUUCAUUGCCUAUAUUGAUUCUCAAAUGAAAGAUAUUAAUUCAAAACUUCCAAAUGUUUCAACAAUUAAAAAAGUUAAAAUUUUACCAGUUGAAUUCCAAGAAACUGGUGAAACUUCUGAAUUAACUCCAACUAAAAAAUUAAAAAGAAGAAAUGUUAGUAUUAAAUAUCAAAAUGAAAUUAAAGAACUUUAUGGUGCUGAUUUUGUUGAUGGUGGUUUUAAACCAACUUCAACCACUACUACUACUAAUAAUAAUGAAAAAAAAGAUGAAUCAUCUUCAUCUACUGUUAUUCCAGUUAAUAAAGAAGUAAUUGCACCAGUUAUUAUAAAUGAAGAAAAAGCAGUUGAACCAAUUGUUGAAGAGAAACCAAUUGUUAUUGAAGAAAAAGUAGUUGAACCAAUUGUUGAGGAGAAAAUAAUUGUUGAAGAAAAAACAAUUAUUGAAGAAAAAGUAGUUGAAAAAGAAGAACAAAAAGAAGAACAAAAAGAAGAACAAAAAGAAGAACAAAAAGAAGAACAAAAAAAAGUAGUUGAAGAAGAGGUUCAACCAAUUACUACAACAACUGAAACAUCAGAUACAACUAUCACUACAACUUUAGUACCAGUUGUUAUGACUGAAAAUGUUGUUGUUGAAGAGAAAAAACCAGAAGAACAAGAAGAUCAAAAAGAAUCAACAACCACAACUACAACAAUAACUCAAGUUGAACCAGUCCAAGUUAAUACAAUUGUUACAACUGCAACUGAAGGUGAGGAUGAUAAAACCACAGUUAUUGCAACUGAAGAACAACAACCACCACAAUCAUCAGAACCUCCAAAAUUAAAGGAUGAUGCUCAAGAUAAUAAAGAAAAUGAUACUUCUUCAAGUGUAUCAUCAUCAACUACAACUUCUUCAGCCAACGAAGACGAUUCUUCAUCAACAAGUAGCGACUCAACUUCUUCAUUAAGUAAUAGUAAAGAUGAAAAUAAUAAAGAUGAAAAAACAGAAAAUUAA
Messenger RNA from Dictyostelium discoideum AX4, 2925 nucleotides. RefSeq lists its product as hypothetical. Lineage: Eukaryota; Evosea; Eumycetozoa; Dictyosteliales; Dictyosteliaceae. The coding region runs from base 1 to 2925 and encodes 974 amino acids. The transcript has 2 exons. Gene Ontology annotation, biological process: monocarboxylic acid metabolic process. Gene Ontology annotation, molecular function: CoA-ligase activity; long-chain fatty acid-CoA ligase activity. The record is from RefSeq and is a predicted model, not a curated record.